Messenger RNA from Leptosia nina, 1833 nucleotides. The record is from the annotation of a GenBank genome assembly. Lineage: Eukaryota; Metazoa; Arthropoda; Insecta; Lepidoptera; Pieridae.
AUGGCGCAGAAGAAGAACAACGGGCCUAUAAUUGACCCAGGGCUGUGUCGUUGUUGUAGAGCGAUUAAGAAAUGCAGAAUUCUUACCGCUGAAUAUAAUUGGAUGGAAAAGAAAGAAAUUUAUGCUGAUAUGGUCAUGGACUGCUUCGGCAUCGUGCUCUCCCAUGUAGAUGGUGAUGAGAAAGAAUCUGGUGUGUGUGCGACCUGUGUGGUUCGGUUACGUGACGCCUGUGCGUUUAGACACCAAGUGCUACAAUGCGAAGAACUCUUUCUCAGUGCCAAGCUUGAAGAUAAAGAUGAGUCAAAAAAGCUUUCAGACUGCCUGGUAGAAUUUGAGCUUAAAACUGAACCUAAGGAUGAUUCAGCUGAACUCAAUUUGAAUUCUGACAACUUAGAUGACAUUAUUCGCUUGGAUCCACAACUGCCCUUGUUGCCAUCAAUGUUACCAGCUAUACAACCUGAAACUACCGGAAUGGGAAAUGAAGUGAAACCACCUAAGACAGAAGAAGAAAUGACUGAAGCGAAGAGUGAAAUAGGAAAAAUUAAUGAUUCUGGCAAUGAUGAAGAUGAUAAUGAUGCCGAUUAUAAUGAUAAUGGAAACUGUUCAGAUUCAUCAUCGAACUCAGAUAAGCCCAUCAAACGGAAAAAAAUUGAAAGGAAAGUCAAAGCAAGCAAAAGUGGUACAAAGAAGAAACUUCAGAAGAAAGUAAAGUCCAAAAAGAAAGAAUCAAAGAAAUUGAAGGAGCUGAAGAAACCACCUGUAGAAAAGAAGAAUACACAUGACCGAGAUUUAGAUUGUAUGUCCGAAGAGAACCUGCUCACAAUAAUUCAGUAUUCAUAUGUAUGUCCAUUUAAAAACAGAAGAAAUAACUAUUACUGCUUCUACUGUAAAGACUACUAUCCAAAACCGGAGGAUUUACGAGAUCACACCGUUUCGCAUGACACUAAACCGUUUCAAUUACUCAUGGGGUACAAAAAAAUGCCGAAAAUAGACAUAACGAGGAUCGACUGCCGCCUCUGUCCAGCUAAAAUCAACGAUUUGGAAACAUUCAAACGGCAUAUAGAUCAAGAUCAUGGGAAGAAGAUUUACUUCGAAGCACCGGACAAGAUGCUCCUGUACCGUCUCACAUGGAAUGACUUAGUGUGUGUAAUGUGUAGUGAUGUGUUUGAAGAUUUCAACACACUGAACACCCAUAUGGUGGAACAUUUUAGUAACUUCACAUGUGAUAUCUGUGGUAUGUGUUUCCUCGAGAAGGCCAGGUUGGAUGCACAUCUGAAACGGCAUAAGGACGACGAACGCCACACUUGCGAGAUAUGUGGGAAAGUGUUCAAAUCGAACCACUAUAAGGACAUGCAUGUCGAUAUUGUACAUAAGAAGAUAGCUAUAAUCAGGUGUCCGAGAUGCGAUGAGUGUUUCAUGUCAUAUGCCCUCAAAAAUAAACAUUUGACAGAAGCGCACGGCCAGAAAAGGACAUAUCCAUGCAAUUUAUGUGACAAAGUGUACAACAGGCAAAAGACCUUAACGGAACAUCAGCGGAGAAACCACCAGAAAGUGUUGAAACAUCAAUGUGAAUACUGCGAUCAGAGGUUCUAUCUGCCGUCAAGAUUAAAGGAGCAUAUGGCCACACACACUGGGGAGAGGAAUUUCAGAUGCGAAUACUGUGAUAAGAGUUACCCGAGGCUGAAGAGCUUGCAAUACCACAUACGAACGCAUUCGAAUGACAGACGGUUUAGGUGUCAUAUAUGCGGACAAGCUUUUAUACAGAAUUCCAGCUUGAAGUCCCAUAUAAAGGCUCAUCAUCCGGAGUGUGAUAUAGAAGGAUGUUACUUUUGA